AUGACAUCAGAAACAGGAUUAUUAACCUUAAUACAUAAGCUGCAAAACCCAAUUCCGCAGUUCGUAUUAGGAACUCUUCCAAUAUUGGCAAUAGUAGCAACAAAUCCUUAUAAAAGUUUAUUGGCAAAGCUAUUAUGGUUUGCAAGGUGUCUUGGAUCGCCUUUUUUUGGUUUAUUUUACUUUUGCAACAUAGAGUGCAAACCCAUAGAAAUGUGUUCGUACUGGCUUGAAGCAAAUAAUUUUAUCUGCACUAAGGAUGAUAAUGGCAUCAAAGUGGUCGAAGAAGGAGAAACUAAGGGCAUAAGACGUAUAAGACCUUUUGGGCAUUAUGCUCUGAUUAUUAAGCCUACAGAGUCGCAGGAAAAAGUUAUGAAUGAUUGGGUUUCAAAAGCAUCUUUAUUAGAUAGGUUGUCAUCAUUGUCUUCGUUAUAUUAUAUAUCGGUGGGCAUAUUCGCCGUAAUUUCUAAAGCAUUAAGUCCAUGCAUGGAUGAUGAUUCAGUAGAAGACUGGCCUUUUAUACCUUUGUUAUUCAUCUGGACGCUGCCGGCAAUUAACGUUAGAAUAAAGUAUGGGAAUGUAGUAACCAUGGUGGAUUCAGAACGCUUAAACGGUAAAAUAGAAAUAGUAAACGAUUUAAUUAAAAGAAAGACUAGCAGUAGUUUCACUGCGAUUAUUGCUCUUAUUUCAGUUUUACUUCCGUGGUUUGCAGUGAUUAUAGCUUAUUUUGUUCCUCCA
Molecule: messenger RNA, 735 nt
Organism: Racocetra persica
Lineage: Eukaryota; Fungi; Glomeromycota; Glomeromycetes; Diversisporales; Gigasporaceae
Source: the annotation of a GenBank genome assembly